AUGGUUGUGAUCCCAGCUCUUCUCUCUUGGCUGUGGAGUCAAAUCUCACACUGUUGGAACAACUUCACAGUGCUGUUCAUUUCUCUCAUACUGCUUGCCCUUGCACUGCUGUUGGAUUAUGUGAAGCGGAGAAAGACAUGUAGUCGCUAUCCACCAGGACCUACUCCUCUGCCUUUCAUUGGGAACUUGCUAGAGCUUGAUACAAAUGAUCUACACAACUCUAUUCUUCGUCUGGCAGAAAAGUUUGGACCCAUCUUCUUAAUCCAGCUUGGAUGGCAAAACGUUGUCAUUUUGAAUGGGUUCCAGGUGAUAAAGGAGGCACUGGGACCAAAAGCUGAGAACUUUAUUGAUCGACCAUCAUUGCCAUUGUUGAGCUUGAUGGGCCAUGGAACGAAGUGUGAAGGAAUCUUCCUGGCAACAUGUAAAAAUGGCUGGAGGGAACAGAGGAGAUUCUGUCUCUCCACUCUGAAAAAUUUAGGGAUGGGGAAGAAAACACUUGGAAAGACAGUGGGUGAAGAAGCUAUGUAUUUGUCUGCUGAGUUCAAAUCUCAAGAAGGUUUUCCUUUUGACCCGCAUGACCUCAUCUACAAUGCAGUUGGCAAUAUUAUUUGUACACUAACAUUUGGUUAUCGCUUUGAAUACCACAAUAAAAACUACCUGAAGCUUAUGCGUUUAAUUGAAGAGAUCAUGAAGGGAGCAACCAAAAUCUUGCCCCAGAUUAUGUCUACCAUAUCCUGGUUAUCCUAUAUUCCUGGACCUCAACAAAAAUUUAAGAAAGACUGUCAUGAUUUCUGUACUAUUGUAAAAGAGAUUGUGAAUGAACAUAAAAAAAACAGAGAUCCCAUCAUUCCAAGAGAUUUCAUUGAUGCAUUUUUGGAGGAGAUAGAAAAGGCUAAAGGGAACCCAAAGACCAGUUUCAAUGAACAAAACCUUACUCAAAUUCUUCUCGACCUCUUUGCCGCUGGUAGUGUAACCACAGCUUCUACCCUACUCUGGGGUCUUCUUGCCAUGGUCCUUCAUCCUGAGGUUCAGAAAAGAGUCCAUGAAGAAAUCGAUACAGUCAUUGGCAGAGUAAAAUUACCCACAAUGGAGGACCGGUCAAAUAUGCCUUAUACUACAGCUGUGAUCCAUGAAAUUCAGCGUUGGGCUGAUAUUGUACCAGUUACAUUUCCUUAUAUGACACAUAAAGAUACUGAGGUUGGCGGGUUUGUCAUCCCUAAGGAGACCAUAGUCACCACUCAUUUGUCUGCUGUGCUGAAGGAUGAAACAAUAUGGGCGAAGCCACAUGAAUUUUACCCAGAGCAUUUCCUGGAUGCAGAUGGACAAUUUCUCAAGCGCGAGGCUUUCCUGCCUUUCUCUGCAGGCCACCAUGUAUGCAUUGGAGAAUCGUUGGCUAAAAUGGAGAUUUUCAUCUUCUUCAUUACUCUCAUGCAACAUUUCACUUUUUGCAUUCCUGAAAACUCUCCUAGACCCUCAGAGAAAAGAAUAUUUGCCCUAAUAGCCAGCCCAUUGCCAUUUCAGAUCUGUGCAUUUCCCAGAUAAUACCUGAGUUCUUGUGAGGUUGGACACAGCAGAACAUUUCUGCACAUGGAACUCCACUA
Sceloporus undulatus (fence lizard) is the source of this 1601-nucleotide messenger RNA. RefSeq names its product cytochrome P450 2D14-like. Gene Ontology annotation, biological process: arachidonate metabolic process; xenobiotic metabolic process. The record is from RefSeq and is a predicted model, not a curated record. Gene Ontology annotation, molecular function: heme binding; oxidoreductase activity, acting on paired donors, with incorporation or reduction of molecular oxygen, reduced flavin or flavoprotein as one donor, and incorporation of one atom of oxygen; iron ion binding. Lineage: Eukaryota; Metazoa; Chordata; Lepidosauria; Squamata; Phrynosomatidae. Bases 1 to 1542 code for a protein of 513 amino acids. The transcript has 9 exons. Gene Ontology annotation, cellular component: cytoplasm; intracellular membrane-bounded organelle.